AUGAAGAAUUUAUUUUAUAAAAAAGUCUAAUAUAGCAAAACCAACGAAGUUCCUCGCAUAGAAGAGGGCGUUUCGCUGGAUUAUUUAAUUGAUAGAAAUAAAUAUAUUUAUUUUGGAGGUGUUAAACCGAAAGAAGUUACAAAAGAUACCAAACUAUUUUAGAAUGAUAAAGAUAAAAAUGAAGUUAAAACAGCAAACACUAUCAAUUUAGGUUAGGGAAAAAACGCCCCUACAAUUAAUACAACAAAUAGCAUUUAAUUUAAAAUUGCGGAACUUGAUAAUCCAUUUACAUUAAAUCCUGCUUUAUAAAAUAAUACAAUCCACUACUUCGAUCCAAUUAAUUAGGAUUGGACAGAAUAUGAAUGUACUGGAAAAAUUCCAUCAAAGAGAAUUUAUCAUUAGAGUUGGUACUAAUCUCCCUAUUUGUUUAUUUAUGGAGGUCUUUCUCCUGAAAAAAAAAUAUUGAAUGACAUGUAUGUGCUUAAUUGUGAUACAAGAGUUUGGAAUUCUUUCUUUUGGUAUAAUGGACCUAAUCCUCCAAAAAUAUACUCUCAGCUUGUAAAUAUGGGUGAUAGAAAAUUUGUGAUAGGAGGUGCAUCUAUGCCAGAAAAUCUACUUACUAAUGAAGUGUGGUCUUUUUCAUUAGAUAACAUGGAAUGGGAUUCUGGUUUCGAUGAUUACAAACCUAUUAAGUGGGAAAAAAUAGAUUUUUAAGAUCAUCACUUGUUUCCACCAACUAAAGCUCAUAGUGCCAUUAAAAUAUCUUAAAAUUAAAUAUUCAUAUUUGGUGGGUUUAACUAAAAAAAGUAGUGCACAGAUACAUCAAUCAUUAUGGAUAUUGAAAAAAGGAGAAUUUUCCACUUUGAAACUAGAGGUCAAAAACCUUGUCCAAGAGCCUUCCAUAAAAUGCUUCCUGUUAAAGAAAAUAUUAUCUGCUUGUUUGGAGGUAUAAGCUGUCCAGAAGAUGCCAUUAAAAGCUUGACAGCUACUUAUCUGAAUGAUUUUUAUUUAUUAAAUUUAAACGAAGGCUAUUGGUCAAGACCUAAUUGUGGAGGUUAUGUGCCAACUCCUAGAUAUUCAUUUGCUAUGGCAUCUAACCAAAGCGAGUAACAAGGGGAAAUUAUAAUUUUAGGAGGAAGAACUUUAGAAAGUAUAGGUGACAAGCAAGUAUACAUUUUGUGUGAACUAGAGUCAAAUAGUGAAGAAGCCUAUGGAAUAAUAGAUCACGAAGCUAAAUUACAAUAUGAUGAAUUCAGAGAAGCAAAUAAAAAAGAUAAAAAUAAAGAAAAAGAAUUAAAAAAUGUCUCGAUGGUUACUCUCGAAUUCAGCUAGGCAGAAAAAUACAUCGUUGAGCAAAAGAGAAAAAUAGGAGAAUUAGAAACAGUCUAUAAAAAACUAAAAGAUUCUAACAAAUAAACAUUAGAAAAUCAUAAAAUAUACUCUGAUAAAAUUUUAUAGCUAGGUUAAGAACUUGAAGACCAAUCAAUAAAGCUUACAAAAGAAAUUUAAAGUAAAACUAGUCGUAAUUAAUAAAGUGCUUAAUUGCUCACCAAAGUUAAAAUGAUUCUUGCUCAAGAAAGAAAAAAAAGAAAAUUACUUGAGUUAAAAUCCCAUGCUUUGCAAGAUACAUUUAAAAAGGCAGAAUCCUUUGUUGUCACACUCGAUACAAUUUACACAAGAGGCUAAAAAGACAACUUGUUCCAAGGAUUAGUUGGCAAUGAUGUUCUUGAAAAAAUUGAGAAGCAAAGAGAAGAGCAUAAAAAUUAAAUGUAAGACUUUAAAUAAGAUUUUGAAAUAGGAAUAAGUAGAGAAGAACGUAUAAAGAAAAAUAUGAAAUAAAAGAAAGAAAGCAUCAAAUAGUUCUACAACGUAUCUCAAGAGUGGAAAAAGCUUCUCACUAGUGACGAAAAAUUGCUUUUCCCUUAAAAGAUACCUACUAAUUAAAACAUUCCUAAGCAGUGA
Molecule: messenger RNA, 1962 nt
Organism: Tetrahymena thermophila SB210
Lineage: Eukaryota; Ciliophora; Oligohymenophorea; Hymenostomatida; Tetrahymenidae
Product: kelch motif protein
Exons: 9
Molecular function (GO): protein binding
Source: RefSeq, a predicted model, not a curated record